This is a messenger RNA of Daldinia loculata, 1483 nucleotides long. RefSeq lists its product as uncharacterized. The record is from RefSeq and is a predicted model, not a curated record. Lineage: Eukaryota; Fungi; Ascomycota; Sordariomycetes; Xylariales; Hypoxylaceae. The transcript has a single exon. Bases 676 to 1059 code for a protein of 127 amino acids.
UGAAAUGUUCUGCUAAUAUUCCACUUAUUCGCGUGCUUUUUAGUGGCUAGGUUAGUGGCUAAUCCGGCUAGACAUUCUGCGACGGUAGGGGGGCCGAAGCCUAAAACCUUGCCUUUGGCUGCAUUUAGCUGCGUCUUUAGCGAGCUUAGCUGCUUAGGUAAAUCAAAGCUGAACUUCCCCUUCCCAUCUUACGGUCUUACCAUCUUCACUCGUUCCUGACCCUGUUGGCUCAUUUCUAUGCGAACUCUCUUUCCCCUGUCAAUAAGUCAAUAAGUCGUCCUAAGUCGUCCUAACUCGUCUCUAAUCUGCUCGCCUCUUUUUAUUCUCUUCUGUUCCCCCCAACCCCCAAUUUCCAUUCUUUUACUAGUCACUCAUAAACUCGACUACAUAUCCGACUGCAUACCCGGUGAACACAGGACUGUUCCCUUUCGUUCGUUUAUCACGAGUACCUAGUUUCCGAAUUGACCGGAAAGAUACAUCGAUCGCUACUGUAUACGCGCUCCUUCAUACCAAAAAAACUCACGACUGUACCUGUUAGAACACAAUAGACAUCAAUUAAAUCAACCAAGGAGGGUUGAGUCGUAAUACCAAUUGGAUUGCAAAAAGUCAACGACACCACCGCGAAGCACAAGAAAUCUGCUCCAAGCAGAGUAACUGGGAACCCAAUCCAUCACAAUGCCGAGCUUCAUCGAAAAGAUUCAAGCCAAGCUUGAGCUAUUCCGGCUCGAGCAGCGAUACACGCGCAACCGCCAUCGCCGCUCUGCUUUCAUCAGCAAUGCCAUCUACGUCGAUGGCGAGUACAUCUACCAAACCCCCAACACCACGGGAUCAUCUACCAAUAGUUCCUCCACUGCUGCCUCGUCGCCAGUCGAAGAGCCUAAUAGACGACAUAGUGCUAUCGUCGAAGAGCCAAGAAGCCGUUAUAACAUGGAACCCCAGACACCGGCGCAGAAGAAGCGAUUAAACCGAUUCUCAUCAAUGCCGGGAUUCGGCUCCUCGUCAAAGAGCAGCUCUCGUGACUGGAGACCUGACGUUGCCGACGUGAACGAAGUACGGUGAACAAACAAUGGGGGAUGUUCAUCAAGAAGACAACGAUAGAUGAAAUUACAUUAGGCCGGUGUACAUGGUGUCAUGAGCUGACUAGGGAUUGUUUGUGUUUGAAUAUUCCAACUCAAUAGGUGGUUUAACUAUCGUCAUAGAGCAUCAAGGACUUUGACGAUUGCCCUUCGAUCAGUGUUUGGUGUAUCGCCAAGUGCUACAGUAUCAUAGAGAUAUCCUGAUCGUGCGAAGGCUUUUGGAUUCGGCGUUAUGACACGAUUUUUCAGCUGUAUAUAUUUGCUCUCACGACAAGGGAAAAUUGAAUAGUAUUUCAAAGCUCAUGACUUAAUUUGGGUUUUUAGUCCCAUGGAAUUAGAAUUACGUACCUUUUAAUCCAUUAUAUCGUUCUAGCUGCUUAGACGCUACACAUGACGAUUUUAUUCUA